AUGCUUUUAGUCAGCACGGGGCGUCGUGAGGGAGCCCCGGCUAGGGCUUCGUGCGUGCAGUACCGCUUGGUGGUUCGGGAUGUGAACACCCUCCGCAUCCUCCAGCUGUACACCUGCCUGGAUCAGAUCCAGUAUAUCGAAUGGUCCUCUGACUCCCUCUUCAUACUGUGUGCCAUGUACAAGCGAGGGAUUGUUCAGGUCUGGUCCUUGGAGCAGCCAGACUGGCACUGUAAGAUAGACGAGGGGUCAGCGGGAUUGGUGGCUUCAUGCUGGAGUCCGGAUGGUCGUCACAUUCUCAAUACAACCGAGUUCCAUCUGCGGAUAACUGUGUGGUCCCUGUGUACGAAAUCUGUGUCUUACAUCAAGUAUCCCAAAGCUUGCCAGCAGGGGAUCGCUUUCACUAAGGAUGGCCGCUAUAUGGCAGUAGCAGAAAGACGUGACUGCAAGGACUUCAUUAGCAUCUUUGUAUGCAGCGACUGGCAGCUACUGAGACAUUUUGACACUGAGACGCAAGAUCUGUUUGGGAUUGAAUGGGCUCCUAAUGGCUGUGUUCUGGCAGUGUGGGAUACAUGUCUGGAGUAUAAAAUAUUGCUGUAUUCCCUUGAUGGAAGACUGCUAUCCAUGUACCGGGCUUAUGAGUGGUCGCUAGGUGUAAAGUCAAUCGCCUGGAGUCCCAGCAGUCAAUUUUUGGCAAUUGGCAGCUAUGAUGAAAAGGUGCGUAUCUUGAACCAUGUAACUUGGAAGAAGAUCACGGAGUUUGAGCAUCCAGCGACCAUCACUAACACCAAGACUAUUGUGUAUAAAGAAGUGGAGAAAUCCCCAUCUGUUGAAACAGAGAGACUUUCUUUCCCUCCAACAAGAGCAUUGGCUAGCUCGCUCUUCAGCACGCAAAGCAAAUAUGACAUUUCCCAGGUGCCAGUUUCUUUACAGUAUAUCAAACCAGUUGCUGACAGGGCAAAUCCCAAAAUGGGAAUUGGGAUGUUGGCAUUCAGUCCAGAUAACUGUUUCCUGGCAACCAAAAAUGAUAACAUUCCUAACGCUGUCUGGAUCUGGGACAUUCAAAAGCUGAAACUGUUCGUGGUCUUAGAGCAGCUGUGUGCCAUCCAGUCUUUCCAGUGGGAUCCACGACAACCUCGACUUGCUGUAUGUACAGGAAACAGCAAAGUCUACUUAUGGUCCCCAGCUGGCUGUGUCUCCGUGCAGGCUCCAGUGGAAGGUGACUUCCCGAUCGUGUCUCUCUCCUGGCAUUCGAGUGGAGACUCCAUGGCGCUUCUGAACUAAGCUGUCAACAGAUCUCACAGUAACUGUGCCUGGUCUACCAUAGAUUUAUUGCGCUAAAUCUUUACAAGAAGGAUCGUGACUGAUCCUUUAGAAUGAUGCAUAGAGGCAGCUGAAAUGGGAGCUGUUGACCCAACGGCCU
Messenger RNA from Egretta garzetta (little egret), 1420 nucleotides. It is a transcript of the gene WRAP73, whose product is annotated as WD repeat containing, antisense to TP73. Lineage: Eukaryota; Metazoa; Chordata; Aves; Pelecaniformes; Ardeidae. Gene Ontology annotation, cellular component: microtubule organizing center; mitotic spindle; MWP complex. The record is from RefSeq and is a predicted model, not a curated record. Gene Ontology annotation, biological process: protein localization to mitotic spindle pole body; microtubule anchoring at mitotic spindle pole body; mitotic sister chromatid segregation. Gene Ontology annotation, molecular function: protein binding. Bases 1 to 1281 code for a protein of 426 amino acids. The transcript is spliced from 13 exons.